CCUUUUCACAACCCCUGGUCUCCCUCUAAUGCUUCAUAUAAAUCACCUUGAAUCAUUGGUUUGGUUUCCCCCUCAGUGAUGACUAAAUCUGCGUGGAGAAGAGUGAUAAUCACAUUUAUUAGAUUUGGCUCUUUGAUGGCUUCUCUAAUAUGAUGAUGUGCUGUGAAUCAGGAACUGGUGAGGUGGUGAGACAUUGGGAAUGAGCUCAUCUAUCCUGGAACACACAAGUCAUUGUUAGAUGAGCGGGCUGUGCAGUGACGGUUGUCACAUCUUUACUUUGUUUCGCCCCUUUAUCAACUGCAUGGCAUGUGCAGGAAUAAACAAAAACAAAGUUGUUUGAAUGUUUAUCUUGACUACUUGCCACCUGUUUGGCAUUCUCUACUGGUGUCUUUCAUUUGCAUUGUAAAUGAUAAAGGUAUAAAGGUCCUAACAUUGAACGAGUCACAUGUUCCAAUUUUGCACUUAUCCAGAAAUCUCCAGAGUCAUCUAAUGUGCAUGAGUUGUUCUAGCUCCUCGUGAGUUGAGGCCCCUGAGGAGAGGAAGGGUUAGUUUUCCUUGGAUUUGUCAUGGGUGGAGCAGCAGUGCAGAUAAUACUGAUGGAUUAAUAUGAAGUGGAGCUUGGCAGCGGUCACUCUCUGGAGUCUGGUAAAGAAACUUGAUUGCUCACUGGACUGAUGUGACAUGUAGUACAAAAGAAAGAGUUUAUUCAUACAGUGUCUUGCCAGCGUUGGUACUAAAACACCAAGAAGUAUUAGGUUUCUCUCAAUAACAAGUGUAAUGAUUUGGCACCGUGUAAAUAAAACUGAAUACUCUUGUAAGACCAGUCUCAACUAAACGUAAUUACUGACAGCAGUGCAUGUUGUAUUUGGACAGGCUAGUUUACACAAAGAUCACAAGCCUCCUUCAUUUAGACCCAUCCCAAAGUGCAAAGCAUCCAAAUGUCAACAUAUCUCUCUCUGCUCUGGUGUCGUGCAGUUUGUGUGAUACAUGACGGGAUGGGACCAAAGGCUGUUUACACAAGAAUAACACUGCCACACAACUGGUCUAUUGUUGGUGCUUUUUUCUUUUCUUCCCUUUGUCCCCUAAUAGGAAAAAUCCAGAGAUGAAUCCAGACCCUGUGGGCCACUUGUCAGAUCCCUGGAAAGACUCCAAGAGGAGUUUAAUGCGCCGUCUCUGUGUUUUCAGUGUCGUCUUUGAAUAUCACAAAGUCUCGCCUGGAGAUGAUCGCCAAACAACAGGGAAUGGGUUUUCAUGUCACUGAGGCCACGUGUUACCUCACAGCCGACCUGUUCUACCUGGAGGUGGUGUUGGAACAGUGUGGUCGGGUGGAGGAAGUAAAGGUGGCUCCACAAGUAGGACCUCCCGUAUCCAGUGAGUCCCUCCUGCAGCUGCUGAGGGUGAAGAACUAUACUGACUUCUCCAGGAAAUUAGCAGGCCUCUUUGCCCAGUACAACAUGCCUGGAGACAACAGUGACAUCAAAUUAAAACUUUUUACAUCUCUACAACACCUCGGGAAAGACUUGCUGCAAAUAUCAGUUUUGCAAAGGGCAUCAAAUGACUGUGACUCCAAGAUAGACCUGAUUAACAGUGGAAGGACUGGGUGUGUAAUUGAAGGAAAAGAAGAUUGCCCUCUGAUCAUCCAGUUCUAUGUCACUCCAACGGAGUCCGAUUCACAAACAGCAGAUUCAAAGCCAGUUAUCCAUGAAGCCCAGGUGACUGUCAGUGCCAGCGACGUGGCUCACAAGCUUCAGAUGUCAUCUCUGAUCCCGCAGCCUCCACAGCUGGAUCCUCAUGGAUCUCCUGUGUUCCUGCUGUUAAAUGAAGUGCCACAUGAGACACAGCCAGCCUGCUUCCUCCUCAAACUGCAGCCGUUUGUACCAAUGACGGCAUCUUUUAUGAAGAAGCUGAGUCUGAUUACAGAUGUGACUGUACCAGAUGUUGACCUGCAGUGGGCGCCCUUACCCAGUCUCCUGGUGCGAGGUUCACAGAGUGCAAACAGCCACAGGGAGACAUUAGAUGAGCAGGAUACUAUUUAUACAGUGAAAUUUCCUGAUGUGAGUCACAGUUACAUUCUCCCUCGAGCUGCAUGGCAGGCACCUGCACAGAUAGCGACUGUGAUGAGCAGCGUUCCCUUCACCCAUCCUGCUCAUGUCCCGGCUCUGCUGGAGCUGCUGCGACAUCAGUGUGUCAUCAACACCCUGCUGAGGAGCUGUGUCACUGGAGCCACUCCAGGCCCGGAUUGUGACCUGCACUUUGAAGUCCUGCCAGAGACGGACACCAGCUUUUCUGUGACCUUCAACCCUCCUGACACCGACUCCCUCGCUGUUUUGCUGGUGAACAUAUCCGAUUCUCAUCAGAUCACCUGCAGCUUGUUUGGAGCAGGAACAGGUGAUGCGACCACGGAUCAGUACAUCUCCACUAUCAUUACAAGGUGCAUGUCCGUUCCUGUGACCUUGAGGACACUGUGCUCAAAGCUCAAGGAACUCGCCUCCACUCCACGUUCUCCGAGCUGCCUGGCCACCGCGGAGGGCGAAAAUUACCACUCUGCUCCCUCAAGUGCCGCUGUGACGGACACCGACAGCACCGUGACAAAGUUGUCCCUGGGUGCAGCUGUGGCUGAGGACAGCUCCAGUGUUUCUGGCGCAGCCUGCUACGCCAUGUCUGUCGCCGAUUCUGAGCUUCUGACUUAAACAAAAACAAGUCAGUCCUUAAACGCUCACUCCUUGGUUGGUGUGUCGUCUCAUUGGAUGGGCAGCGAUGCUUCGCCGUGAACGCUCACUUUAAACUUCUUUGUGAUGAGCAAAUAUCUUAAAAUGUGAUUAUACAUAUUUGUGUUUUUAUGUCGCCAUUUUCGUCACAAAACAAAUAGGGAUAAAUAGAAAACAAGUCACGCAGGAGUUGAAGUUUUUUUUUGGAGUGAAGAUGCUCUAACUGCAGCACUUUCUUUGUUAGCGUUUCUUACUAUGCAUUCCACUGUGGCAGAGAUUGCUGCCUGUAAAGGGUUGAGGUUUGGCUUUUGACCUCUCUCAGACAGCCAACAUCCCAGUCCACUGAGGCCUCGUGAGACAAUCAGACGUUUCUUAAAAGAAGAAGAUGCCUUCCCAGUAGCUCGUAAUGAUAAAGUAAAGAUCAACACACUGCGUAUUAAAAUGACGAGUAGCUUUGUUGGAUUCAUAAAUGAUUCUGUCAACGUUUCUACGCGCAAUGUUGUUUUGGGUUUUUUUUACGUUGGGAAAAUAAAACAUAGUACACUUAAGAAAUGACAUUUGGUGUGUGUGUGUGCGAGCUAAAUAGCUCUGUGGAAUGGAAACGCCACGGUUACAAAUCUCCUGAUUACAACUGCUUAUCCUGGGCGGCUGCCAAGACGGAUACCGAUAUAGCACAAAUAUGACUAGUCUGUAUACCGUCAAACGUUUGCCAUCUGAUGCAGAGGAGCCAAAAAUGUGCCUCCACCGCGUUGACGAACAAAAGUUAUCCUUGGUCUUUUUGAUGAGGUCAUAUAUUGUGUUAAACGUCCUGUAGGUCUGUGGACAAACCUGUAGAACAAUGGGGCCUUUUGCCCGGCAGCCAUUUUGAAAGGGCACAACGGUAUAGGAGAAUCACAGGUGUAAAUAAACAAAUUAAUAAUGGCUGCUUGUGGUCUGUAACACCUGUGCUUUUCCCUGCUAAUGAACAAAUUCCAAAUGUGUAAAGGGCCCAUUGGCUGUUUGAAAGCAGAAAGGAAUUUAACAUGUAUCCAGAAUAUAAAAUCCACUGUCAACAGCUGACAACUGCUUUUGUCCAGCGUUUGCUUGGAGAUAUCCAAUGACCUGUUUGAGUGCUAAUUAUAGAAACAGCCCAACAUGUGUGGUUGAACUGUCUCUUCUGUCACUGGGCCUUAGGAUCCUUAGAAUUUAUGAGAACACACUGUGCUUCAUAGAAUAUGAAUUUGGCAAAUGAUACCUGCUGUG
This is a messenger RNA of Solea senegalensis (Senegalese sole), 3950 nucleotides long. RefSeq lists its product as uncharacterized. The transcript is spliced from 15 exons. Gene Ontology annotation, cellular component: mediator complex. The coding region runs from base 1221 to 2690 and encodes 489 amino acids. Gene Ontology annotation, biological process: cellular response to thyroid hormone stimulus; regulation of transcription by RNA polymerase II. Gene Ontology annotation, molecular function: nuclear vitamin D receptor binding; transcription coregulator activity; nuclear retinoic acid receptor binding. NCBI's taxonomy places the organism in Eukaryota, Metazoa, Chordata, Actinopteri, Pleuronectiformes, Soleidae. The record is from RefSeq and is a predicted model, not a curated record.